CAAAAUCAAAGUCCACUGUUCUCUGACACAGACUCUACUCCUUCCGCGGCUUUAUCCGCAGAUCAAGAACAGAGCAAAUUCAAUACGCGGAGAAGAAUAUAUUAUCACAAACCCACUACCACCGCUUCCAAAAUUUCAAUCUGGGUCCUCCAUUGAAGCUUUCUAUAUGUUCUUUGCCAUUUUGCUUUUUUUUCCAGCAUAACUUUUUUUUUGCUCUGUUUCUGACAGAGCUUGUCUGGGUCUCUGAUUUCGUUUGAUAAAAAUCCUUAAUAUUUUUUUUUUUCUCUGGGGUUGCUGGUGGGUGCCUUAGAAGCAUGUGGAGUAUUAUUCUUUGUCUCCCAAACAAAGGCACAUAUUGAAUUCUUUUUGGAUCUGCGAGGCGUGAUCUUGGGGAUGGGUCUGUGUUGGGGGACCUGCCAUUGGUACAGAACGGUGCAUGUCCUCCUGUAGUUCUCUCUUUUGUUUUGUAGCUUCUUUUUUACUUGAGAGUACUUGCUAUAAGUGGUGCACAAAAGAGUGUACUUUUGUUAGUCAGCUUGUGCUAGUUCAGUUCUGCUUAUAAAGAUAGGGAGAGAAAAACAAAAAUGGGAUCUGGUAAUGGAAUUCACUCGGUUGGAGAGUUUAGUUUGGAUGCAAAGUGGCUGGUGGAUCCUAAGCAACUUCUUGUUGGGCCGAAGAUUGGAGAGGGUGCGCAUGCCAAAGUGUACAAGGGACAAUAUAAAAACCAAACCGUUGCUAUUAAAGUUGUUCAUAGAGGAGAGACCCCAGAAGAGAUCGCCAAGAGAGAAGCGCGGUUUGCCAGAGAGUGUGCAUUGUUAUCCAGAGUUCAGCACAAGAAUCUAGUGAAGUUCAUUGGCGCUUGCAAGGAACCUGUCAUGGUGAUAGUAACUGAGCUUCUAUUGGGCGGGACCUUGCGUAAGUACUUGUUGAAUAUGCGGCCAAGGUGCUUGGAUAUGCAUGUGGCAGUAGGUUUUGCACUUGAUAUUGCCCGGGCAAUGGAGUGCUUGCAUUCCCACGGGAUCAUUCACCGGGAUCUGAAACCUGAGAACUUGAUCUUGACUGCAGACCACAAAAUAGUUAAACUUGCAGAUUUUGGUUUAGCUAGAGAAGAGUCAUUAAUAGAGAUGAUGACUGCUGAAACGGGGACAUAUCGUUGGAUGGCUCCAGAGCUUUACAGCACAGUCACACUAAAGCAUGGGGAGAAGAAGCAUUACACUCAUAAGGUGGAUACCUAUAGCUUUGCAAUUGUGUUGUGGGAGCUCAUCCACAAUAAAUUGCCUUUUGAAGGCAUGUCAAAUCUACAGGCAGCAUAUGCAGCUGCAUUUAAGAAUGUGAGGCCCAGUGCUGAAAACCUCCCUGAGGAUUUGGCUUUGAUCGUGACUUCAUGUUGGAAAGAGGAUCCUAGUGCUCGACCCAACUUCAGCCAAAUUAUACAGAUGCUUUUGCACUAUCUCUCAGUCAUUUCACCACCGGAGCCUGUCCUCCCUCCUCGUAUGUACAGUUCUGAGAAUACUGUGUUUCCACCAGAAUCUCCUGGUACUAGUUCCUUAAUGCCAGCAAGACAUGGCUCGGGGGAGACCCCGACGGCCGGCAUGGAAGAGAAACCUAUAAGUUUUUUCAGUUGCUUUAGACAGUGUUACUGAUCCCAGAUUAUUGUUAGGCAAAGCUCAAUAAACUAUAGUCUGAAACAUUACAAAAAUACUUCAUCUUACCUCAAAAGAAAUGUUAAUUUGCUCAAAGUUAGUCAGUUUAGUUGACAUAGGAGACCAUGUUGGAGCUGAUGUUACAGUCAAAACUUUCCUACCCCCUUCACAUUGAUUUCAGUUUGUCCAAGUCUUGGAGUUGGGGUUGCUGAGAUGUAGUCUCAUUGUAAAAUAAGGGUCAUCCAAAGGCCUUUUACUCCUACUGGUUUGCAAAAAGUCUUCCAGAAUAUGUAAUGACUGUAAACAAUCAAGUGUUAGUGAAUUGUAUCAUAUUUAGUAAUAAGACCAUGCAUUCUAAUUAAA
Molecule: messenger RNA, 2006 nt
Organism: Corylus avellana
Lineage: Eukaryota; Viridiplantae; Streptophyta; Magnoliopsida; Fagales; Betulaceae
Product: serine/threonine-protein kinase STY13
Biological process (GO): signal transduction; protein phosphorylation
Cellular component (GO): cytoplasm
Molecular function (GO): protein kinase activity; ATP binding
Source: RefSeq, a predicted model, not a curated record